Messenger RNA from Seriola dumerili (greater amberjack), 2580 nucleotides. RefSeq names its product RNA binding motif protein 12B (gene rbm12bb). The record is from RefSeq and is a predicted model, not a curated record. Bases 146 to 2110 code for a protein of 654 amino acids. NCBI's taxonomy places the organism in Eukaryota, Metazoa, Chordata, Actinopteri, Carangiformes, Carangidae. Gene Ontology annotation, cellular component: ribonucleoprotein complex; nucleoplasm. Gene Ontology annotation, molecular function: RNA binding. The transcript is spliced from 2 exons. Gene Ontology annotation, biological process: regulation of RNA splicing.
UUAGCAGUAGCUGGACACUUCCCUUAUAUACUUUCAGACGAGGUCGUCAAGAAGCUGAACACGAUUAACCCGAUUAUCUCCUCUAUUCUCAAUUUUACAGGAGAGUCUGUGGUUGUGAAUUGUGUGCUGUUAUUUGUGCUUCAGCAUGGCAGUCGUCAUCCGUUUACAGGGACUGAGAGUCACAGCAGGUUCUGAGGAUAUUCGCAAGUUCUUCACCGGCCUCAAAAUUCCAGAUGGAGGGGUUCAUAUAAUUGGUGGGGAGCGAGAUGAAGCUUUCAUUAUCUUUGCUUCGGAUGAAGAUGCAAGGAGAGCCAUGACACGGUCAGGGGGUUGCAUUAAGGAUUCACCUGUUACACUGCUACUCAGUAGUAAAGCAGAGAUGCAGAACAUGCUUGAAAGAAGUACAAAAAAUGUAGAGCUGGAUCAAAGGAGGCGAUUUGAGGAGAAUGCAAGACGUGCUAGAAAAUCUUUGGGCCCUGAGGCGGGCAGGAGAUCAGGUAGCAGAUCGGGUCAUACCCCUCCCCCUCAGCACCAGAGGGCUUCAAACAAUAGUGAUGACUUUUUGUGUGUGUUUCUAAAAGGAAUGCCUUUCUCUGUGACUGAAAGGGAAGUACGUGAUUUUUUCAGUGGUUUACUUAUUGAUGAAAUAAUCUUAUUGAAAAACGAAUAUGGCGCAAACAAUGGGAGAGGUCUUGUCAAAUUUGGAACAAGACAGGAUGCAAACGAAGGCCUGAAGAGGGAUAGGAAAUACAUCGGGUCAAGGUAUGUGGAGGUUUCCAUGACAACAGUACAUGAUUGGCAUCGAGCUACUGGUAGAGUACCAAUGGUUGUCAACAGGGAUGACAACUUUGAAAGGGAGAGAUCACCCAUUCGCAAUCAGAGGAAUCUUCAACAUCGUGCGAAGUCACAAUCACCUUUGGCCCAGAGGCCUAUGGCUCCUUCUGAUGAUGAGUACUGUGUUUUAAUGGACAAUUUAUCCUAUACUGUUGAAAAAGAAGACAUAAAAAAGCUUUUUCAUCAUACAAAGCUUGAGGAUGACCAGAUCCUGCACUUGAUUGACAGUGAUGGAAGAAGAACUAGAUCUUCAUUUGUGUUGUUCAAGAAUCAGCGUGACUACUGUGAAGCCUUAACUCAUGAAAAAAGACUAUUUUUUAAUCGGUGGGUUUAUACCCGUCCAAUCUCAAGAGAGAGCAUGAUCACCCUUCUUGAAUCUCAGAGUAUGGAUGUCCCAGCGUCUGGAGACUCUGAACGGAUUCAGGAGAGGCCUCCAUCUUACCUCAGUGAACGGUUUCAGGAGAGGCCUCCAUCUUACCCCAGUGAUCCUUAUGACUCUGAGAAAGUGUGUGUGUUUGUGCGGAACCUGCCAUUUGAUGUAAGGAAAGUUGAGAUCAUGGACUUCUUCCACGGGUUUAAUAUCAAUGAGGACAAGGUGUUCUUGUUGCUUGACCAUAAAGGUGCUGGGGUGGGGAAGGCUUUGAUUCUCUUCCAGUCUGAGGCAGAGGCUAUGAGGGCACUCUCUCUCAAUGGACGACGGUUUCUUGGGUCAGAAGUCAUGCUGAACUGCAUUUCACGUUCUCAGAUGCAGCAGUUGGGUGUUGAGCCCCCAAUGGCACAAGAGCCAGCUGAGCAAGAGCCACUGCCACGAGAGGAGUGGUACUCGGGCAGGAGCAGCGAGGCAUCCUAUCGCCCUGGUGAAACUGAGUACACUGACUUUAGGAUGCCUCAUGAUGGUAAUAUGCCAAUGACUAAUGUCCAGGCUCAAGUCCAUGGAGGCUGUGAUUAUGAGCCUUAUGCAGCGGGCCCCUGUGCUCCACGUGACAGGGGUAAUGGUGUUCGUGAUGACUCUGGCCCCUCAUUGCAGCAUUUUGAUGGUCCCACUUGUGUAAAGUUAAUCAACUUACCAUUCCAAAUCAGAAGCGAGGAAAUCUAUGACUUUUGCUAUGGAUAUCGCAUUAUCCCUGGGUCUGUCUCACUGCUGUAUGACCAGAGUGGAAAACCUAAAGGCUCUGCGACUGUAGUAUUUGAGUCUCGGCGGGAGGCCUUAACAGCAGUAGAGGAACUGAGUGGAAGACCAAUAGGUCCAAGAAAAAUAAAGCUACUAUUUGUUUGAGAGUGACAUUGCGUUUCAUGCCACUAACAUGCCCUAGCAGUGUGGUUUGGACAUGUACACAAUGUUUAUUUAAGGGAAACAAUUGCCUUCUGUUUCUCAUUUUGAUUAAUGUGGCAUGGGUUCAUUGAACAGCGAAUUUAGUUAUGUUUAUUUUCCCAACUGCAUUUUGUUUUAGUGAUGAGGCAUUAUAGUCUGUUGAUUUAUUAUUGGUUUUGUAUACAGUUAUCAUCUUAAAGUGAAAUACUGGAGGUUUGGUUUUCUCACUGAAAUAUUUUUGUUUAAUUCAACUUGUAACACCGUGUUGAAAAUUUUCAUUUUACUAUUUUUGGUUAUUGAAUUAUUGUAGGUUUUUCAUCACAGUUCUGUUGAUGAUGCAAACAAAUUUUGCUUUCUGACAUCAACCUGUAAAUAAAGUGUUUUCUGUGUUUGUCAUUGAGUAUUAAGUUUGGAUGUACAGUAUUUUCAUUUUA